Messenger RNA from Euleptes europaea (tarantolino), 696 nucleotides. RefSeq lists its product as uncharacterized. NCBI's taxonomy places the organism in Eukaryota, Metazoa, Chordata, Lepidosauria, Squamata, Sphaerodactylidae. The transcript is spliced from 5 exons. The record is from RefSeq and is a predicted model, not a curated record. Bases 1 to 696 code for a protein of 231 amino acids.
AUGAAGUGGAUUUUGCUCCUGUGCUUGGUUGACAGCCUGGGAUUGGGAUGGGCUGUUCCAUUGGAAAGCCUUGAAAAAUUCACACUGGAUUUCUUUCCCAACAACAGCACGCUUUUAGCAGCCACCUUGAGUACCAGCUUUCUUGUUAACAUUCCUAAGUGUGUCUCCUCCUCAAAAUUCUCUCCAUCCAAAGUCAGAAUAGCAGUAGCCCAGCUCCCUGAUGGAACCACCCCAACAGGUGUAACUGACACUGAAGAGAUUCAAAAUAUCCGGAAAACACCUCAAGCCACUAUAUAUUUUGCUGGUGAAUUCAAGAGUGUCCCAUGUACAGCAGCCAGGGACCUUGUGGUAAUGGACAUGGAUGAUAGCCAAUACGAGUUGAUCACAAUUUUAGGCUUCCAGGUGGGAGCAGAAUUUUGCCGUCAAACAAAAGGCCCCUUCUGCAAUCAAGCACUUAAGCCAUCCACUUUUUAUAGGGUGAAUUUCUUUCUUCUGGAUGACAAGUCUGAAAUAAGGGGUCAUACCGAUUGGUCACCCACAAUACAGACCAGAAGUGUGAAAAAUUAUGAUUCGGCUGACGUGGCAUUUGGAGGGCGAGCUGGAGGAAUGGUCGUCAUCACCAUUCUGGUCUCAAUUGGCGGAUUUGUCCUGGUGAUUGCCUUAAUCGCAGCAGUUGUUCUUUCAAACAAGAAGUAG